Molecule: messenger RNA, 1683 nt
Organism: Botrytis byssoidea
Lineage: Eukaryota; Fungi; Ascomycota; Leotiomycetes; Helotiales; Sclerotiniaceae
Exons: 1
Coding region: 1-1683 (560 amino acids)
Source: RefSeq, a predicted model, not a curated record
AUGUCAUUUGAUUAUUCUUCAUUUUCAUUUGAGCCAACUACUCCACCACAGUUCACAUUUGAGGAGCCUUUAAUUAGUGCUCCUUUCAGACUUGGUCAUUCUCGAUCAGGUUCGCAAGUGUCAAUCUAUUCUCGAGAUUCAUCUCCAUCCGAUUCUAUAAGCAUCUCGAGUACCCAAAUGACUACUCCGGCUAGAUCACCAAUUAGACAACAUGGCCCACUUCUCCUACCCAAGAUUCGUCCACAAGAUCAGGAGAUCAAUGCUUCGCCUUCAACUGGAUUGAGAGUAACCAAAACAUCAAAAAAGAAUGUCGCUAGUCGUGCAUCCAAACCUACUCAUAAUAGGAGCUACACGAAUCCCGAGACAAUCGUAUUUAACUCUGAUAUAUUCCCCUCGAACACUCGUCCAAUGUCCACUCUUUGCUCACCAAUGUACGCUGUCCAAUCGGUUGAAAGUCAGCAACACAGACGUUCCUCAAGCUCCAGUCUUGAUGGUCAAACACUCGGCAAAUAUGGAUUCCCAACGUAUCGUCAAAUGCCAGACUACAUACAAUCUCCAAAUAUGGCAGUCAUGGAAUCAUACUCGCCACAACCACAUGAGCGAUACCCAACUCCUGCACGUGAGCCAUCUCCCCUUGCUCAAAUGAGCAGCAUAGACGACAUUCAUCCCAUCCUUCUCUCCGAUAAUUCAACAUCCAACCUCGCCACCUACCUCACCUCUCCCAACCCCGCUCCAGCUUUAGUCCGUCAACUCAACAUCCAUGUCCGCGACACAAACGCCAAGCAUUUCUGGUGGGACAUCCGACAAAUCCGACCCUGGACCUCCUUCAACACCACCACCAUUUCCUCCAUCCCCGAUUUUCACCAUCUACUCAACCUCGGAAUCGCAUCCAACAGUUUCCAACAACCCUCCCGCGCAUGCAACAAUCCCGAGAACGAACACGAAUUGCAAAACAUCUACACCCAAUUCUACGCUACAAAACUCAACAACGCACUUUCCAUCUCCCAAGGAACCCGUCAUCUCAUGAUGCGCGCCUCAUCAGCCAUGGGACAGAAAUCCGGCGAUCCAUCGUUCAUCUCCAACUACACCGACGACAACUCGCAACUGAUCUAUGGACGAGGACUCGGUCGCGUCGUCGGACUAGUCAAAUCCUUCGACCGCUGGAACACCGGUAUGCGGGUCGAGGGCAACCAUCGCAAGGUGGAGUAUCUCCGGGGCCUCGCGCAUCUGCACAAAUGCAUGCGCGAACACGGGUGUCGCUAUGGAUUUAUCAUGACGGAAAUAGAACUUGUGGUGGUACGCAACGGAAGUGAAUCGGUACCGCAUUUUGGAUAUCUCGAAGUGCAGACGAUUCAACUGGCUGCGCAUUCUGGUUCUGUGUCUGCCUUUUCCGAGAUGGAGAAUGGUGUCGAGGAGGAUAAGUUGGAGAAUAUGACGGCGUUGAUGGCGUUGUGGUAUUUACAUAUGCUUGCACGAGAUGAGAGGUUGCCGGGUCAGAUGACUUGGAAGACGGAGAUUGGAGCGCCGGCUGAGGGGACUAGGAGGAAGAUUUUGCCAAAGGAUGAUUGGAUUCCCGAACCGCAGUUGGCGGAGAAGAGAGAGGCGAAGAGGGGGCGUGGCUGGGUUUGGCCGGAGGAGGGGGUAGGGAGGAAGGAGUUGGGAAAGAGGGGUGUGAGGUAUUAG